AACUCUUUGACUUCCUCCUACUGGGAGCAGGACCAAAAGCUGCCUUCGUUUGCAGAGGUAGAGGCAAGCGUUGAAAGAGGAGCAGUUUACACCGCAAAGGGCUGGAGAACGGCAGGAAGGAAAAUCCAAAAGGAGCAAGAGGUGCCUGCUAUAAAAAUAGCCAUGUACCAGAGUUUGAGGUGUCUCUUUGGAUCAAGAUCACUUUGGCUGCAGUAUACGUCUGCAUGUUUGUGGUGGGCAUCCUGGGCAACAGCAUCACCAUCAAGGCCACCAGGAUCCUGCAGAAGAAAGGCUACCUACAGAAGGAGGUCACGGACCACAUGGUAAGCCUGGCCUGCUCUGAUCUACUGGUCAUCCUGCUGGGCAUGCCCAUGGAGUUCUUCAGUGCCAUCUGGAGCCCCUUUUCCACCCCCAAUGGCAACAUAGCUUGCAAGCUCUACUACUUCCUCUUUGAAGCCUGCAGUUAUGCCACUGUGCUGCAUGUGGCCACCCUCAGCUUUGAGAGGUACGUGGCUAUCUGCCACCCCUUCAAGUUCAAGGCAGUCUCUGGGCCCCGUACAGUGAAGCUGCUCAUUGCCUUUGUCUGGGGGACAUCUGUCAUAGUAGCUCUGCCUCUGCUCUUUGCCAUGGGCACGGAAUAUCCUUUGGAAAUUAUUGAGGGUUACUCAAGUAUGACUACCUGUGUCAAACCUACACCCAGGCACCACCUCCCUCUGCUGAAGCAAAAUAUGACCAUCUGUACCAGCCUCUCCUCCAAGUGGUCUGUCUUUCAGGCCAGCAUCUUCAGCGCCUUUGCAGUGUACAUCAUAGUGCUGGGAUCUGUUGCCUUCAUGUGCCACAGCAUGAUGAAAACCCUGAUGAUCUACAAGGAAGGAACUGUAGCAGUGAAGGGUGGACCAAGACGGCAGGAGCAGUACCUAAGAAAAAGUGAGAGCUCGGAGGGCAAGAGCUCCAGGAGACAGAUCACUUUAUUCCUGGGUAAGAGCCGCGUCCUCCCCUGCCUCUCCUCCCCUGCCUCUCCUCCCCUGCCCCCUUUCCACAUGGGAAGGAAACCCAGAGGUCUCCAUAGUAUCUUGCCAAGUUCCCCCAAAUGGGAGAUGUAUGAUUUGAAACUAGUGUGA
Molecule: messenger RNA, 1121 nt
Organism: Calidris pugnax (ruff)
Lineage: Eukaryota; Metazoa; Chordata; Aves; Charadriiformes; Scolopacidae
Gene: GPR39
Product: G protein-coupled receptor 39
Exons: 2
Coding region: 225-1121 (298 amino acids)
Biological process (GO): G protein-coupled receptor signaling pathway
Cellular component (GO): membrane
Molecular function (GO): G protein-coupled receptor activity
Source: RefSeq, a predicted model, not a curated record